AUGGCUCAGAAAUAUAAUGAUCACCAACGCUUCGCAAACUUAUUUCGACAUUCGAAAUUUGUACAGCUUGCUGAUUUUGAAGGGCGAAUAGUUAUAGGUGAAAUUGUACGCCGAGUCGCGGAUGAUUUAUAUAUCGAUAUGGGAUUGAAAUUUAACGCCGUGUGUAAAGCACCGAUGAUGAAAAACGAGUUAGUUACUUGAAUAGGAGAGAAGGUUCUUCUUCGUUUACAUGAUCCCGAACUUUCUGAACUAUUUUUGGGUUCUACAAUAGAGUUAACGUUGUUGGAAGCAGAUGCAACUCUUCUCGGUCUUUAUCGUCCUCAUGCGGAUGAAUCAAUAAAAACUGCUUUCCUUGAAAGCAUAGUAAAAGAAGUGAAGAGGAUUGAAGCUUCAAUGUCGAAAGGUACUGCUGGUGAAUCGGAAUUGAACAAAUCUAUUAAAAUAAUGGAGAAAUCAGUGCCGACAGGUUCUCCCGAAGAUGACUUUGGUCUCUUGAAUGCUGAUACGAAUCAGACGAAGCUUUUAGUACGAUCGGAUACUAUCGUGCCAUCAGCUGGUCGAGAAGGUACUUCGAUUGCACCGCAGAUUUACAGAGGUCGUACUAUGGCUGUUUUCACCAGCGGUGGUGAUGCAUCUGGAAUGAAUAGCGCUGUACGCUCAGUGGUUCGAAUGGGUGUUUAUCUUGGAUGUCGAGUUUUUCUCAUUUAUGAAGGAUAUCAAGGAAUGGUAGAUGGUGGAGAUAAUAUAAAAGAAGCAGAUUGGCAAUCAGUAUCGGAUAUCAUACAGCGUGGUGGCACUGUUAUUGGAUCAGCACGUUGCAAAGAUUUUCGAGAGCGAUGGGGACGUUUGCAAGCUGCUGAAAAUCUUAUCAAACAUCGCAUUACCAAUCUUGUAUGUAUUGGAGGUGAUGGUUCAUUAACGGGCGCUAAUCUUUUUCGACAAGAAUGGCAUGAAUUGGUAGAAGAGCUUUUGUCAAAUGGAAAAAUAACAAAAGAAGAGGCGACGGAAUGCAGUAACAUCCAGAUUGUUGGACUUGUUGGUUCCAUUGACAACGAUUUCUGUGGCACAGAUAUGACCAUUGGUACUGAUACAGCGCUGCAACGGAUCUGCGAGGCAAUUGAUUGCGUCAUGUCAACAGCGCAAAGUCAUCAACGUACAUUCGUUAUUGAGGUGAUGGGUCGUCAUUGUGGUUACUUGGCACUGGUUGCUGCACUAGCUUCUGAAGCAGAUUUCUGUUUCAUACCGGAAUGGCCAGUACCAGCGGAUUGGCCCACAAUAUUAUGCCAGAAACUGCGAAUGAUGCGUGAAGCAGGGUCGCGUCUAAAUAUUGUGAUUGUUGCAGAAGGCGCACUGGAUAGGGAAGGAAAAAGUAUUACCGCUGAAACGGUUCGUGCAGUCGUAAAGGAAACUUUGCAUUACGACACACGUGUGACUGUGUUGGGUCACGUACAACGUGGCGGUAAUCCAUCAGCUUUUGAUCGAUUGCUUGGAUGUCGUAUGGGUGCGGAAGCGGUACAUGCUUUGAUGGAAAUGACACCGCAAUCAGAACCUUGUGUUGUUUCGAUUGAUGGCAAUGUGAUUGUACGCGUUCCACUCAUGCAAUGUGUUCAACGUACACUAGCGGUAAAAAAGGCAAUGGACGAACGUGAUUGGGAAACAGCUGUGAAAUUAAGGGGUCGAAGUUUUCAACGAAAUCUUGAAACUUAUCGUUUGCUCACAAAAGUGGAACCGAAGAAAGUUGAUGCAAAUGCACCAAAUUACAAUUUAGCUGUAAUUAAUGUUGGUGCACCUGCUGGUGGAAUGAAUGCAGUAGUGCGUUCGUAUGUCCGUAUGGCACUUUAUCGUGGAUGCAGAGUUUUUGGUAUAAAGAAUUCAUUCGAAGGGCUUUGUCGGGGAGAGGUGCAGAACAUGGCUUGGGGCGAUGUCAAUAACUGGGUAAUGUACGGUGGCUCAUUUCUUGGAACACAGAAGCAAUUGCCCGAUAAGAUUAUAGAUAAAGUUGCUGAUGCGUUUGAAAAGUACAAAUUUCAUGGAUUACUACUUGUGGGUGGAUUCGAGGCCUUCCAUUCUUGCUUACUUCUUUCACGUGCCCGUGAUAAAUAUCCAUCACUACGAAUACCAAUGUGUGUUAUUCCAUGUACAAUCAGCAAUAAUGUUCCGGGAACGUCACUUUCGCUUGGUUCUGAUACAGCUGUUAACGAAAUUUGCGAAAUGAUUGACAAAAUCAAACUAUCAGCUACUGGCACUAAGAGACGAGUUUUCAUUAUCGAAACAAUGGGUGGAUUUUGUGGUUAUUUGGCAACUAUUUCGGCGUUGGCAUCUGGAGCUGACAAUGCUUAUAUCUUUGAAGAGCAAUUUAAUGUCUCUGACAUUAUGGAUGAUGUAAAGGUUAUUAUUAGUAAAAUGCGUACCGGCGUGCAGCGUUACUUAAUUGUACGUAACGAAUGUGCUAAUAAAAAUUAUACUACAGAAUUUGUGAAUCAGUUGUUCGCUGAAGAGGGAAAGGGGGCGUUUUCGACAAGAACCAAUGUGCUGGGGCAUGCGCAACAAGGUGGAAACCCAACACCAUUCGACCGUAAUAUGGGAACAAAACUUGCAGCCCGUGCAUUAGAGUUCAUUAUUUCGCAAAUAGUGAAAUAUGUUGACCCAAAAGCUGGUAUUGUAAAUGCCGUUUCUCCGGAUAGUGCUACACUGUUAGGAUUGAUGGGUCGUCGUACGGUAUUUACACCAGUGGAAAAGCUAUCGCUGGAAACUGAUUUCGAACAUCGUGUACCGAGGCACCAAUGGUGGAUGAAGAUGAGACCGCUGCUAAGAAUAUUAGCUAAACAUGAUUCUACAUACCGGACGGAAGCUAUGAUGGUACCGGAGGUGGAGGGUGAAAGCAGUUGA
Cercopithifilaria johnstoni is the source of this 2889-nucleotide messenger RNA. The record is from the annotation of a GenBank genome assembly. Lineage: Eukaryota; Metazoa; Nematoda; Chromadorea; Rhabditida; Onchocercidae.